UAGUCUCUAAGGUGCCACAAGUCCUCCUUUUCUUUUUGUGACUACAGACCAACGCGGCUGCUACUCUGAAAUUUAAAAUCAAGAAACCAUGUUAGACUGAUGAGUUGCAUUUUUGGAGGGUAGGGUGAGGCAUCAUUGAAGGCCCAGUCCUGCUGUCCUUGAUUUAGAUCCCGAUCCUGCAAUAAGCAUGGCAUGGGCAAACUUUUGCAGCAGCAGCUGUCCAGAAAUCUUUUGGUAAAGAUUGUGCUACAGUUUCUCAUCUGAUCUUGGAGUUGUCUUUGCUAAGUGCAGUAUAUAUGCGGAAGAUACACUAUAGUGUUUGUUUUUCAUCUGCCAUCUACUCUCCGUUGCUAGGGUAAUUUAAAUGGUGCACGUAGUUUUCCAGCUAGACUUCUUUCUCCAAAUGACUUGAAGAUUGAAACUCAAAAAUAAGACUGAAAUAAUAUCACUACUCUGUCACAGUCAUCUUCACGAUGGUUGAUUUUCUAGCUGAAAACAAUCACUGUGGCCAGGCAAUUCUUCGGAUUGUCUCUUGUGGAAAUGCCAUCAUUGCAGAACUUUUGAGACUGUCUGAGUUUAUUCCUGGUGUUUUUAGGCUCAAAGACAAGGCUGAUCAACAGAAGUAUGGGGAUAUCAUAUUUGAUUUCAGUUACUUUAAGGGGCCCGAGAUCUGUGAAGGCAAGUUGGAAGCCAAACCUGAGUUACUGGAUUUAGAUGAAGAAUUUCGUGAAAACAACAUAGAAAUCUUGACAAGAUUUUAUCUAGCAUUUCAAAGUGUCCAUAAAUAUAUUGUAGAUUUAAACAGAUAUUUGGAUGAUCUCAAUGAAGGAAUUUAUAUUCAACAAACAAUAGAAACUGUGCUCCUUAAUGAAGAUGGCAAGCAACUUCUGUGUGAAGCUCUCUAUUUGUAUGGAGUCAUGUUGCUGGUCAUUGACCAGAAGAUUGAAGGGGAGGUCAGAGAGAGAAUCUUGGUUUCCUACUAUAGAUACAGUGCUGCUCGAUCUGCUGAUUCCAAUAUGGAUGAUAUAUGUAAGCUGCUUCGAAGCACUGGCUAUUCAAGCCAACCAGGAGCAAAAAGGCCUAUAAACUAUCCUGAAAGUUACUUCAGUAGGGUACCCGUAAGUGAACCAUUCAUCAGCAUGGUUAUUGGCCGCUUGAGAUCUGAUGACAUCUAUAACCAGGUUUCUGCAUAUCCAUUACCAGAGCAUCGCAGCACGGCUCUGGCUACUCAAGCUGCCAUGCUGUAUGUGAUUCUCUAUUUUGACCCUUCUAUUCUUCACACCCAACAAGCAAAAAUGAGAGAGAUAGUGGAUAAAUAUUUUCCAGAUAACUGGGUUAUUAGUAUUUAUAUGGGAAUCACUGUAAAUCUAACUGAUGCAUGGGAACCUUACAAGGCUGCAAAAACUGCCCUCAACUACACAUUAGAUCUUUCAAACAUCAAAGAGCAGGCAAGCCGCUAUGCUGCUGUCACAGAGCGUGUGCACACUCAAGUUCAUCAGUUUCUCAAAGAGGGCUGUCUGAGGGAGGAGCUAGUGCUGGAUAAUAUUCCCAAGCUGCUCAACUGCUUAAGAGACUGCAAUGUUGCAAUCCGUUGGCUGAUGCUUCACACUGCUGACUUGGCUUGUGACCCAAAUAACAAGCGUCUCCGUCAAAUAAAGGAUCAAAUUCUAACGGAUUCCAAGUACAAUGCCAAGAUCCUUUUCCAGCUUCUCUUGGAUACAGCACAGUUUGAGUUCAUCUUGAAAGAGAUGUUCAAGCAGAUGCUGUCAGAAAAGCAGGCUAAAUGGGAGAGCUAUAAAAAGGAAGGGUCUGAAAGGAUGACUGAACUUGCUGAUGUCUUUUCAGGAGUUAAACCUCUUACAAGAGUGGAGAAAAAUGAAAACCUGCAGGCUUGGUUCAGAGAGAUCUCCAAGCAAAUAAUGUCUUUAAACUAUGAUGACUCCACUGCAGCAGGCAGAAAAACUGUACAACUGAUACAGGCGUUGGAAGAGGUCCAAGAAUUUCACCAGCUGGAAUCUAAUCUGCAAGUUUGUCAGUUUCUUGCUGAUAGCCGCAAGUUUCUCCAUCAGAUGAUCCGAACAAUCAACAUUAAAGAAGAGGUCUUGAUCACCAUGCAGAUAGUUGGUGAUCUUUCUUAUGCUUGGCAGUUAAUUGACAGCUUCACAUCUAUCAUGCAGGAAAGCAUAAGAGCCAGCCCAUCAAUGGUAACUAAACUCAGAGCUACUUUCCUAAAGCUUGCAUCUGCUCUUGACUUGCCACUGCUUCGUAUUAAUCAAGCAAACAGCCCUGACCUUCUCAGUGUAUCGCAGUAUUACUCUGGCGAGUUGGUUUCCUAUGUAAGAAAGGUUCUGCAGAUCAUUCCAGAAAGCAUGUUUACCUCCCUUCUCAAAAUUAUAAAGCUUCAGACUCAUGAUAUUAUCGAAGUACCUACUCGGCUCGACAAAGACAAACUACGAGAUUAUGCUCAGCUUGGACCACGAUAUGAGGUUGCCAAGCUAACCCAUGCUAUUUCAAUUUUCACCGAAGGUAUCCUUAUGAUGAAAACUACUUUGGUUGGUAUCAUCAAGGUGGAUCCAAAGCAGUUGUUAGAGGAUGGAAUAAGGAAGGAGCUAGUCAAACGAGUAGCUCUGGCUCUUCACAGGGGACUCACCUUUAACCCUAGAGCCAAGCCAAGUGAACUGAUGCCAAAACUGAAAGACAUGGCAGCUACCAUGGACGGAUUCCAUCGAUCUUUUGAGUACAUCCAGGAUUAUGUCAACAUUUAUGGUUUAAAGAUUUGGCAAGAAGAAGUGUCCCGCAUUAUCAACUAUAAUGUGGAACAGGAGUGCAAUAACUUCCUAAGAACAAAGAUUCAAGACUGGCAAAGUAUAUACCAGUCCACCCAUAUUCCAAUACCCAAAUUCACUCCUGUGGAUGAAUCUAUAACGUUUAUUGGUCGGCUUUGCAGAGAAAUACUGAGGAUCACAGACCCAAAAGUCACCGGUUACAUUGACCAAAUGAACACAUGGUAUGAUAUGAAAACUCAUCAGGAAGUAACUAACAGUCGCCUCUUCUCAGAGAUUCAAGACACUUUAGGCACUUUUGGUCUGAAUGGUCUAGACAGACUGCUCUGUUUCAUGAUUGUGAAGGAGCUGCAGAAUUUCCUCAGUAUGUUUCAGAAAAAUAUACAAAGAGACAGAACUGUACAGGAAGCAUUAAGAUCUCUUAUGAAUGUGGUCAGCCCUCUCAAAGGAAUUAUAGCAAAUUCUAGCAAAAUUUAUUCUGCAGCAGUUGCCAAAACUCAGAAGAUCUGGGCUGUAUAUCUUGAUGCCAUAAUGAAGGUUGGUCAGAUGCAAAUUUUAAGACGGCAAAUUACCAAUGAAUUAAAUUACUCCUGCAGGUUCGAUUCCAAGCAUUUGGCAGCCGCUCUGGAAAAUCUCAAUAAAGCAAUCUUGGCUGACAUUGAAGCCCAUUAUCAGAAUCCAUCAUUGCCUUACCCUAAAGAAGACAACACACUUUUGUAUGAAAUCACAGCCUAUCUGGAAGCAGCUGGCAUUCAUAACCCAUUGAAUAAGAUAUAUAUAACUACAAAACGACUCCCAUAUUUCCCCACAGUCAACUUCCUAUUUCUGAUUGCCCAGCUGCCAAAACUUCAGUACAACAAAAAUCUAGGAAUGGUGUGCAAAAAGCCAGCAGAUCCAAUUGACUGGCCCCCUUUAGUGCUUGGGCUCCUCACUCUGUUGAAACAGUUUCAUUCACGAUACACUGAACAAUUUCUGGCUCUGAUUGGUCAGUUUAUUCGCUCAACAAUGGAGCAGUGCACAAGCCAGAAGAUACCAGAAAUGCCUGCUGAUGUAGUGGGUGCCCUUAUGUUCCUAGAAGAUUAUGUUCGUUAUACAAAGUUACCAAGAAAGGUUGUUGAAGCACAUGUGCCUAAUUUCAUUUUUGAUGAAUUCAGAACAGUUCUGUAAAUGCGGAAAUAAGCAUGAGCCUUCUUGCAAUUACAAAACAAGUGAACUUGGAGAGGGCAGAGGAAGAAAAUAAUAGCACUUCAGAGCUAUGUGUUUUCUGUGUCUAGGGAAAUAACCACAAAGGUCUGAAUAAAAUGUAACUGUCAGCACUAGUCCAUGUAACUAAUCUUGUUUAAAUCAUGAUAUCAUAUGCAAUUUCUAUCACAUCCAAGCAGCACACAUUUUGUACUGCACAUUAUAAAUGCUGUAUGUAAUUGUUUAUGUACAAAAUCGUUUAGUUUUAUGUUCUAAAGAACUAUUUGUGGAAGUUUGACUUUUGUAUCACAAAUAAAAUAAUAUGGAAAGCA
Molecule: messenger RNA, 4297 nt
Organism: Dermochelys coriacea (leatherback sea turtle)
Lineage: Eukaryota; Metazoa; Chordata; Testudines; Dermochelyidae
Gene: WASHC5
Product: WASH complex subunit 5
Exons: 30
Coding region: 474-3950 (1158 amino acids)
Biological process (GO): regulation of actin nucleation; endosome fission; endosome organization
Cellular component (GO): WASH complex; endosome
Source: RefSeq, a predicted model, not a curated record